This is a messenger RNA of Candidula unifasciata, 675 nucleotides long. NCBI's taxonomy places the organism in Eukaryota, Metazoa, Mollusca, Gastropoda, Stylommatophora, Geomitridae. The record is from the annotation of a GenBank genome assembly.
AUGGCUCAGGGCCAACUGACCAACGGUCAGUAUUUUCGAAAGCAUCGGUUUGCCGAGUUGUGUCCACCAUCCGAUUUCCAGGUUGUUUGUCAUGGGAAGUUGAUCAAGAGCAGCCGCCAGCCAGAGACCUUCUACAACGGUUGGUACCCAGUCCGACAUCGGUGCUCUUUCCCUGAUCAUGAAGCUGUGCCUGGGGCCGGGCUCAAGUCUGAGAAAGGGUUACAGUUCAGGAACUACAGAAUCCUCUGCGACAUCUGCGACCACCCAGACAACAAGCUUGUCCUGGACAAGGAGAAAUCUUGCUGGUCUCAACUAGCAUCUUGCAGGAACUCUGUGGCACCCAGAAUGUGCGAACAAGACGUUUCUUCACCAGCAGCAUUGCCAGACGUGGAAAUGGAAAGAGCGAAACGCUGCAGUCACAAAGUGGAUGCCUACUGGAGAUACCACGAUCCUCACUAUGUUGCCUCUGCUGCUGGCCUGCCGAAUGAGAGCAGAGUUCAUGACAGCAACUGGUUCAGUAAGUUGUUGUGGCAAACCCCAUGUUUGCUAAAACAGCCUGAGUCUCAACAAACAGUGUCAGCAGAGACAAACCACUCUGAUAUGGGCCAUGGAGUCGACCAGCAAACAUGGCAGGCCGACACUUUCAACAAGCAACAACUCAUUGACAAGAUAUAA